Messenger RNA from Procambarus clarkii (red swamp crayfish), 1413 nucleotides. RefSeq lists its product as uncharacterized. The record is from RefSeq and is a predicted model, not a curated record. NCBI's taxonomy places the organism in Eukaryota, Metazoa, Arthropoda, Malacostraca, Decapoda, Cambaridae.
GCAGCGUCCGGGGCUGUGCUCAAGGGUGUCCGGGGCUGCGCUCUAGGGUGCCCUACGGCGUCCGGGGCUGUGCUCAAGAGUGCCCUACGGCGUCAGGGGGCUGUGCUCAAAGGUGUCCGGGGCUGUGCUCUAGGGUGUCCUACGGCGUCCGGGGGCUGUGCUCUAGGGGUGUCCUACGGCGUCCGGGGACUGUGCUCUAGGGGUGUCCUACGAUAUCCAGGACUAGCAAGAGUAUUCUGCAGGAUGGACCGCUGGAUGGCUGUCUGCACCAUUGUCUAUAUCACCUUAGCGACUGUGUGUCCAAGCAUUUACGGAAGCACGACUGAGGUGAGUGGUUUUAAUGCCACGAACGUCAUGAACGUCACGAAUACUACGAAUGCCACUGAACGUACUGCGUGGUUGCUGUACUAUGGGGAUUUGUGCUGUGAGGUGAGCGGUGCCGUCUGUUCCAGCGAUAACUAUACCGUCUGCGACGCCUGCAGCUGCCACUGUCAGCUGAACUACACGUUCCAGGCGGACACAGGAUGUGUAGCAGUGGAUGGAGGGGGCCGUCUUCCCGACGAGCCGUGCGGCUCCCCGUCAGACUGUGUGGAAGGUCUCCACUGCAGCAACGGUACUUGCGCUUGUCCCCCGCCUUGUGUGUACGUGAGGGAGAGGCUGGAGUGUGACUGUGGACGAGAAGACAUACUCUUGCCCAUACUCACCGGCGUCAUCCUCGGCAUCGCUAUCAUCGUCUUCUGGUGCUUGAUCAUCUGCUUCACCAUCCACAAGCACCAGGCGAGGAGAAACCACGUGACUAGGCUUGUGAGUAUUGCGCCAGAUAAGUCUAUGGCCGGGUCCAUCUACAGUCCUGAGAGCAUGUUGUUCCCCGUCCUGCCCAAGUCCCACUCCUUGGGCCCAGCCCAGCCUUACCAGGGCCAGGAACUCGCUCCCAUCUCUCCUCUCCGGCCACAUUUCAGGCAUAAAUCCAUACCUGGCGAGUCUCCGUAUCUCUUCUUCAACUCUGCUUUCGAUUCAGCCCCUGAAAUUCAUCAGCCAGACUCUUCUUCCCCACACCAUCAACAAAGUAUCACAGCAAGCAACGAAACUUCUCACAGCAAAUCGUCAGAGCCUCCGAAAAGUCCAUCAUCAGCACAGGAGGGCCGCAAAUCGUCCACCACCCCCGCUGACACUGGAGACAUCCCGCCGCCAUACGUGUACCAACCUCCCAACUCGUCGGCACGAGUCUAGUUUGUCUGCAGUCUUUAACUGCUAGUCUGACUGCCUUAGCAGCAGCACAUGGGCGAUGUCGUCUAAAUAAAAUGUGUCAAAUAUAUUCACUUAAAAAUAUGAUUACAAAUAAAAAGUGUGAUAAAUUAUUUCGAUUAUAAGAAGGGCCCUGAUUGUAUUAUACUGAUUGUAUUAUUAUUUGCU